UAAGUGUAACUGGUGGUGAAGCAUUUAAAGGGCUGUGAAUAAGUGAAGCUGCAGCACAAAGGCACCACCAGCAUCUUGGUGUAUUAAGCGUUUCUGGUUGCCAAGGCACUACUCAUUUUUCAUCAAAAUGUCAGACAAAAGUCCCUUUGAAACGGACAUGUUAACCCUUACCCGCUUUGUCAUGGAAAGGGGGAGACAAGCCAAAGGUACCGGUGAGCUGACACAACUCCUCAAUUCCAUGCUGACAGCUAUAAAGGCCAUUUCUUCUGCUGUGAGGAAAGCCGGCAUUGCUAACAUGUUUGGCAUUGCGGGAAGUGUGAAUGUGACUGGCGAUGAGGUGAAGAAACUGGACGUUCUAUCCAAUGAUCUUGUAAUUAAUAUGCUGAAAUCCUCUUAUGGGACAUGUGCUCUGGUUUCUGAGGAAAACAAGGAAAUCAUCGUUAUUCCAAAAGAAAUGAGGGGUAAAUACGUUGUGUGUUUUGAUCCCCUUGAUGGUUCCUCUAACAUAGACUGCUUAGCAUCAAUCGGAACAAUAUUUGCCAUAUACAGAAAGACAACAGAAACAGAGCCCUGUGAGGAAGAUGCUCUCCAACCAGGACGCAACAUUGUAGCAGCUGGCUAUGCUUUAUAUGGAAGUGCGACACUUGUGGCGCUCUCUACUGGCCAGGGGGUGGAUUGCUUCAUGUUGGAUCCUGCAAUGGGAGAAUUCAUUUUGGUUGACAGAAAUGUUAAAAUAAAGAAGAAGGGAAAAAUCUACAGUCUCAAUGAAGGCUAUGCCAAAUACUUUGACCCAGCAAUCACUGAGUACUUAAACAACAAGAAGUUUCCUCCAGAUGGCAGUUCCCCAUACAGCUCCAGAUACGUUGGCUCCAUGGUUGCAGAUGUGCACAGGACUCUCAUAUAUGGUGGCAUCUUCAUGUAUCCAGCAAACGAAAAAAGCCCAAAGGGAAAGCUUCGCCUCUUGUAUGAGUGUAAUCCAAUGGCUUUCAUCAUUGAGCAGGCAGGGGGAUACGCAACCACUGGAACGCAGCCAGUGCUGGAUGUCAAGCCAGAAUCUCUCCAUCAGAGGGUGCCACUUUUUCUUGGCUCUCCAGAUGAUGUACAAGAGUACUUGGAUUGUGUGAAGAAGCAUCAGAAGAGCAACUAAGUGCUUGUGUGUGUAACUUCUAUGUUUGUCGUUCAUAUGCACUUCAUUUUGUGAACAUGUGUUCUGGCCUGUUUCUCUUCCAUAAAAGGUCUGAACACUC
Molecule: messenger RNA, 1247 nt
Organism: Pseudophryne corroboree (corroboree frog)
Lineage: Eukaryota; Metazoa; Chordata; Amphibia; Anura; Myobatrachidae
Product: fructose-1,6-bisphosphatase isozyme 2
Exons: 7
Coding region: 128-1147 (339 amino acids)
Biological process (GO): gluconeogenesis; fructose 1,6-bisphosphate metabolic process; fructose metabolic process
Cellular component (GO): cytosol; cytoplasm
Molecular function (GO): fructose 1,6-bisphosphate 1-phosphatase activity
Source: RefSeq, a predicted model, not a curated record